Penicillium psychrosexuale is the source of this 1551-nucleotide messenger RNA. Its product is annotated as WD40-repeat-containing domain protein. The record is from RefSeq and is a predicted model, not a curated record. The coding region runs from base 1 to 1551 and encodes 516 amino acids. Gene Ontology annotation, cellular component: mitochondrion. Gene Ontology annotation, biological process: mitochondrial electron transport, succinate to ubiquinone; tricarboxylic acid cycle; protein-FAD linkage. The transcript is spliced from 5 exons. NCBI's taxonomy places the organism in Eukaryota, Fungi, Ascomycota, Eurotiomycetes, Eurotiales, Aspergillaceae.
AUGGGCACCUCACCAAUCACGCUGAGGGCCAUCUUCAGCUUCCUCUUUGUCUUCGUCCAGCUUGCCAGCGCGCUAAAAUUCGACCUGAUCGCCACCUCCGGCAGCGGCAAGAACGAGCGAUGCAUUCGCAACUUCGUCUCUAAGGACCAGCUGGUCGUUGUCACUGCCAUUGUUGGCGGUACGAAGGGUGACGGUCAGAGGGUUAAUAUUCAUAUCAAGGACGCUAUGGGCAAUGACUACGGUCGCCCUAAGGAUGUCGUCGGAGAGACACGUCAGCUUUUCACUUCGCCCGCGGACACGGCUUUCGACGUCUGCUUCGAGAACCAGCUUGUCGGCCACAACACCAUCCAGAACCCCUCCCGCCCCGUCGAACUCGACGUCGACAUUGGCGCCGACGCCCGCGACUGGAACAGCAUUCAGUCGCAGGAGAAGCUCAAGCCCGUUGAAACAGACCUCCGCCGCAUCGAGGAGAUGGUCGCCGAUAUCGUGACUGAGAUGGAGUACCUGCGUGCGCGUGAGCAGCGUCUGCGUGAUACCAAUGAGAGCACCAACGAGCGCGUGAAGUGGUUCGCUUUCGGAACUAUGGGCAUGCUUAUCGGGCUUGGUGCUUGGCAGGUUGUUUACCUGAGAGCUUACUUCAGGACACUUUACAACAAAAUGUCCGCCCCACGUAUAAUCCAUCGCCUCGCGCGACCAGUGCCAUCAUCCCUAAGCACAAUCACAAGACUGAACCGCCACCGCCAAUUCGGCGCGACAGCUCUACGUCUCAAAGAUGGCAACGACGAAGCUGCCUCGGGGGUAAAGGCGCACCGCGCCAACCAGACCAACAAGGUCCCGAACCAAUUCGUGCCCAACACAACCUCCACCAUGACAAAGGACUUCCCCAGUGUCGGCGAGAAGCCCCCGCCACCGGAGAUGCUGAACUCAGCCGAUCCCAACUACAGACCGUCCGAUCCGUACCCGGGACGGAUUGAGCAUUUCACCGGUGGUCGUCAAGACGACGGAGCGCGCAAGCCCGAGCUUGGCGUUGGUGAGAUGGAGGGUAUUACGUUUAAGAUUGAGCCUCUGAAGAGGGUUGGGGAGGAUCUUGUCACGAAGAGGGCACGUCUGCUAUACCAAAGCCGCAAGCGCGGAAUCCUCGAGUCGGACCUGCUCCUCUCGACCUUUGCAGAUGUCUACCUGGGCAAGAUGGACUACGAUCAGCUCGUCGCGUAUGACAACUUCCUUGACGAGAACGACUGGGACAUCUACUACUGGGCCACGCAGGACCCGCCAGAGGAUGUCUCACCCGACGCUCCUAAGGAGGAUACCAUCACCGAGACUUGGAAGGAGACUGGUGCCAAGAGCGGUGAAUGGGCACAGACUAUUGGCGCUUUCAGGGCUGCUUACCGGCCUAUUCCGUCGCGCUGGCAGGACUCUGAGGUUCUCACGCUGCUCAGAGAGCAUGUUCGCGAUAAGAGCGCUCUUGGCUUUGAGAAGGCCAAGAAUAAGAAGAUUGGUGGUGGUAAUGGCUUGGGAAGAAUGCCUGAUGUUCAGGUGUUCAACUCCUAA